AUGCUUCCAUCAACGUCAUCACCCAACUUGAAAGUGCCGCUAGAACGCGACGAAGAAGGGCGUCCACGAUUCAAAGGCUGUUCGUCGAUCCGCGAAUAUGAAUUUCUGGGAAAGCUUGGAGAAGGCACAUUUGGCGAGGUGUACAAGGCUCGUUCAAAACACUCCGGAUCAAUUGUUGCGCUGAAGAAAAUAUUAUUACACAAUGAAAAGGACGGGUUCCCCAUUACGGCUCUUCGCGAAAUCAAGCUGCUCAAAGUCUUAUCACACACUAAUAUAAUACGCCUGGAAGAAAUGGCUGUGGAGCGAAGCAGAGGUGAAGGCCGGAAAAAGCCGUCUAUGUACAUGGUGACUCCAUACAUGGAACAUGACCUCGCUGGCCUCUUGGAGAAUCCGAACGUACAUCUUACCGAGCCUCAGAUUAAGUGUUACAUGUUGCAACUCCUAGAAGGGCUACGAUAUCUCCAUCAAAACAACAUCCUUCAUCGUGAUAUGAAAGAUUUUGGUCUCGCGAGGCCAUACGAUGGACAUCCCCCAGCUCCUGGCAAAGGAGGCGGGGAAGCUGUGCGAGAUUAUACUUCGCUCGUUGUAACUCGAUGGUACCGGCCGCCCGAGUUAUUACUUCAGCUUCGACGUUAUACGACGGCGAUAGAUAUGUGGGGAGCUGGGUGCGUUUUCGGCGAAAUGUUUAAGGGCAAACCCAUACUUGCUGGAAGCAGUGAUUUAAACCAGGCCCAACUCAUAUUUACUCUCGUUGGUUCUCCAACUGAAGAGACCAUGCCCGGCUGGAGUGCUCUCCCCGGAUGUGAAGGGGUGAAAUCAUGGGGCUCCAAGCCAGGAAACCUUUCAACCGUCUUCAGAGAACAAGGACCCGGCGCCAUAUCACUGCUUUCUGAGCUUCUUAAACUUGAUUGGCGUAAGCGAAUCAACGCGAUUGAUGCACUAAAACACCCUUAUUUCUUGAAUCCACCCCUUCCUGCCCGCCCUGGUGAUCUACCUCAAUUUGAGGAUUCGCAUGAGCUUGAUAGAAGGAAAUUUCGCGGGCAAAAGGCGAUGCCGCCCGCGCCCGCCGGUGGCUCUGUCGGCAUGGGUGCCAACGGCGAAUGGACAUCCGGCUCAGGGGUGAGGGUCCCACCAGAUCCGAAAUUGAAUAGCCGGAUACCUAGUGCUGCACGCAACGGUCCGAGGGGAGCCUACGACAGUCGUGUUCCAGACUCUGCUCGUGGCCAUAAACGACAAGCAUCGGACGAUCACCCUCCGCGUUCACGCGACCCAAGCAUUCACGGAAGACCACCGGGCCAGCUCCCCGGAAGGCCGAAUGCUGCCACAUGGCGUGGCGGCGAUCGUCGGGAGCAGCGUGGUCGUGAUGAAUGGGAUCGCCACCGUUCUCGUGAUUCCUACGUUCCUAAGUAUGACGAUGAUUCCACUUCUGUUUCCCGAAGAGACAAUCUCGAUAGUCGACCUCGUGCAGACUCCCGUGGAGAUAGGUUUUAUAGACCUAGCCGAAGCAGAAGUCCCGAAAGGCCACGCAGCCGUGCUGGCGAUGGGGAUUCACAUAACAUUUAUAGGCGCUGA
Coccidioides posadasii C735 delta SOWgp is the source of this 1572-nucleotide messenger RNA. The record is from RefSeq and is a predicted model, not a curated record. Lineage: Eukaryota; Fungi; Ascomycota; Eurotiomycetes; Onygenales; Onygenaceae.